AUGGCUUCCAACAAGCAGCAUAUUUUAACAUUGCUUGCUUUGUUCUCUUCAUGGUUUUUUGUGGGUUUCUCUCAAACAACUUCCGACGCAUUUCGUCUGGCAAGUUCAGGGGGUGCUGAAUCAUUCCCAUGCUUGCAGAACCUAGUUCAUUGUCAACCAUACUUAAAGGGUUCCUCUAAUCCAACGGCGACAUGCUGUGAGCAAUUGAAUGAGACAGUCACCUAUGAUCUCAAGUGCCUCUGCGACUUGUUAUCCAAUACCGACGUCUUGAAGAGUUACAACAUUUCCUCGGAGGAGGUUAAUAAGCUUCCUAAGGAGUGCGGUAUUGAUACCAAGAAGUCAUCAUGCAAAGGAUCAAAGCUAUCAAACUCUAGGCUUGAUUGA
Quercus lobata is the source of this 384-nucleotide messenger RNA. RefSeq lists its product as uncharacterized. The record is from RefSeq and is a predicted model, not a curated record. The coding region runs from base 1 to 384 and encodes 127 amino acids. The transcript has 2 exons. Lineage: Eukaryota; Viridiplantae; Streptophyta; Magnoliopsida; Fagales; Fagaceae.